Cheilinus undulatus (humphead wrasse) is the source of this 3910-nucleotide messenger RNA. It is a transcript of the gene ano11, whose product is annotated as anoctamin 11. The coding region runs from base 1 to 2754 and encodes 917 amino acids. Gene Ontology annotation, cellular component: plasma membrane. Gene Ontology annotation, biological process: chloride transmembrane transport. Gene Ontology annotation, molecular function: protein dimerization activity; chloride channel activity. Lineage: Eukaryota; Metazoa; Chordata; Actinopteri; Labriformes; Labridae. The transcript has 23 exons. The record is from RefSeq and is a predicted model, not a curated record.
AUGUUGAGGAAAGGCUCAGAGCAGCAGAAAGGAGACAGAGAGGUCCUCCUGGAUCUGGACUAUGGGGGUGAAGCACAAAACACAGACAGCUAUGGGAGUCUACACAACGGGAGUUACAUCCCGCCAAGAUACCUCUCAGCCACAGCUGCUGACGAUGGCAGCAUUGAUGAUGAUGAUUCCAUUCAUCUUCAGUGUAAUACAAGAAAUCACCAGCCAGUUCUACAGCCGGGGAAUUACUUCAGAGAUGGAAGAACCAAAAUCGACUUUGUGCUGGUGUGGGAAGUUCGUUCCCGAAGAAAACGGCGAGGAAAGGGGAAAGCAACUGCUGAGGAGGGGGAAGCUGCGCCCACUGAGGAGAACAGCAGGUCUGAAAAAAGGAAAGCACAGCUGGCACAGUGGAGGGAGAAGUUUGUGCAGAAUCUUGAGAGUGUAGGAUUGCUGAUGGAAAAGGAGGAAACGGCAAAUGAGAAGAAAACAAUACAUUUUCUGAAGAUAAGUGCUCCUUGGGACGUGUUGGUUUUAUAUGCUGAAGAACUCUGCGUGAGAGCUCCACUGCAGGCACAGCCACAUCUGGAUUUAAACACGUCAGCUCGGGUACUAAGUAGACUAUGCAUACCUAAUGCCAUGAUGGAGUCUGUUCCAAACAGGCCGCUGGACUAUUACACAUGUGCCUUUCGCAAGUCAAAGAUGAGCAGGUUCCUUGGCUGUGACAACCAUGAAAACUACUUCACUAACACACAGAGACAUCGCAUUGUUUAUGAGAUCCUUGCCAGGACAGUGUAUGGAAAAAGAAAGCGGGCAGAGGUCGGUGUGGACAGACUGGUGAAUGAAGGAGUGUACACAGCAGCUUUCCCCCUUCAUGAGGGCCCCUUUCAACUACCUAAGUAUGGUGUUCGUCCUGAAGAGCUGAACCCACGGCAGGUUCUCUACCAGUACUGGGCCCGCUGGUUAAAGUGGUACAAGUAUCAGCCACUGGACCACAUAAGGGAGUACUUUGGAGAGAAGAUUGCUUUCUACUUUGCUUGGCUUGGUUUCUACACAGCCUGGCUGCUUCCUGCAGCAGUGGUAGGGACUCUGGUCUUUGUGUCUGGAGUCAUGUCGAUGGGCACCAACACACCAGCGAAAGAAAUCUGUAACAGCGGAGCUUCAUACCUGAUGUGUCCUCUCUGUAACACAUGCAAGGCAUGGAACAUGUCUGAAAUCUGUACAAUGGCAAAGUUGGGGUAUUUAUUUGACCACCCAGGCACAGUCCUCUUUAGUGUGUUCAUGUCUUUCUGGGCUGUAACCUUUCUGGAGUACUGGAAGAGAAAGAUGGCAACCCUGGCCCACCACUGGGACUGUAUGGACUUCCAUGAAGAAGAGGAGCGACCAAGGCCAGAGUUCACAGCCAUGGCUCCAACGAUGGAGCAAAAUCCAGUGACUGGGGUCAAAGAGCCCUACUUUCCAGAGAAGACCAGGCUAUCUCGCAUGUUCACCGGCUCCAUGGUCAUCAUUAUGAUGCUUUGUGUAGUGAUGAUCUUCCUGGUGACUGUGGUAAUGUGCCGUGGGAUCAUUAGCAUAAUGAUGUUUCGUACUGGAAGCCCCGUCCUUCGUACAGAGGCAGGAACAAUAGCAAACAUCUCCAGCAGCAUCGUGAAUCUAUGCCUUAUCCUGUUGAUGGGCCGUGUCUACACUGCAUUAGCUGAGCAGCUCACUAAAUGGGAGAUGCACAGAACACAGACUCAGUAUGACAAUGCCUUCAUCUUCAAGGUGUUUAUCUUCCAGUUUGUCAACUUCUACUCAUCCCCUUUCUACGUGGCUUUCUUUAAAGGAAGGUUUGUGGGUUACCCAACCAACUAUGGCACCCUGUUUGGGAUGAGAAAUGAAGAUUGUGGUCCAGGGGGCUGCCUCAUUGAGCUGGCUGAACAACUCUUCAUCAUCAUGGUGGGAAAGCAAAUCAUCAACAACAUUCAGGAGUUCAUCAUCCCUAAAGUAAAGGCCUGGCACCAGAAGAGAACUUUGGCCAAAGUUCUGGGGAAGAAAACAUCUGAUGAGCCCAGACGGUGGGAGGAAGAUUACAAGCUGGUGGAGUGUGAGGGCCUGUUUGAAGAGUAUCUGGAAAUGGUGCUUCAGUUUGGAUUCAUCACCAUCUUCGUGGCAGCAUUCCCACUUGCCCCUCUUUUCGCUCUCCUCAACAACUGGGUAGAAAUCCGUCUGGAUGCUCACAAGUUUGUUUGCGAGUACCGCAGGCCAGUGGCUGAGCGUGCCCAGAACAUCGGCGUCUGGUUCAACAUUUUGGAGGCCCUGUCACACCUGUCAGUCAUUGCCAAUGCUUUCCUUAUAGCCUUCACUUCUGAUUUUUUACCUCGUCUGCUCUACCAGUACAAGUUUGAUGAUGAUCUCAAUGGCUAUGUCAACUUCUCUUUGGCUUAUGCCCCCCUUAACUACACUGAGUACCCCAUGUGCAGAUAUAAAGCAUACAGAGACGACAAUGGAAAUUAUUCACUCUUCUACUGGGAGCUUCUUGCCGUCAGACUUGGUUUUAUUAUUGCAUUUGAGCAUGUGGUUUUCUUUGUGCUGCGAGCUAUUGACUGGAUCGUACCUGAUGUCCCAGAGUCGCUUGAACUGAAGAUAAAGAGGGAGCGCUACCUGGCCAAGCAGGCUCUAGCAGAAAACCAAGAGGCUCUGUUGGUGAGUCGAGGCCGAGGAGCCGCCACUGCAACCCCUGGCUCCUCCAGCCCAGCAAGCGACGCGUCCUUUGGAGUCAUGAGUUAGGACUCUUUCACAGGAAAAGACGGGUUUGAGAGGAGAACAGGACGACUGAGGAGACACAUCUUCAUAUCUGGGAUAUAACAAGUGAACCUUUUUCUCAUUGGGAUCCACAUACGUGGGACUUAAGUUUACACCAGGCCUGCACAAAGACAUCAUGUUUUUUGAAUAUCUAGGACUCCAGAAUUGUUAAACCCUAACCUGCCCGAACCCAGACAAAAUGGAACAAAAAAUACCUGCAAGAAACUGUUUGAUUAGCUUUUUUCCUUGGCAAUAAUUGAAUGUUUUACAAUAUAUGAUUAUGACAGAAAGAUCUGAAAGUUUUGGAAAAGUUUUGGAAGCCUCCUGGCCACACUGCAGCAAAAGAAACAAGCACAAAAAACUAGAACAAUGAGAGCACACUCAUGUCUGGCCAAGCAGGCUCUAACUGGAAUGUCAGCAUGGAUUAAUUAAAUUAUUGUUUGUUCCGGUAGAGUUUCUCACAAAUCGAAAACCUGCAGAGUGUCAAUCUUGUUUAAUUUGUUUAAUAAGUAUGAGCACAAAACUAAAUAUUUCAAGAUUGAUACUCCUUAAAUGCUAAAGAGAGAAACUCGAUACCUGAAAAUGUUGUUUUUAAGAGCCUCUCUCCUGUGGUUAAUGCACUCAGCUGGAAUAAAGUGAUGUUCAGGUAUGUUACAAGACAAUGUGACUACAGUGUUGGUUGUGGUUGCACGUGCAACAUAGUUCAUUCUGACAGCACAAAACCACACCUAUGACUAUAACAGGGUGUGGUCAGAUAUGGAAACUUAAAAUAAGAGCGGGAAGUGAAACACUAAUAUUUUUCCUACAGUCAAGUUCAUCUUAAAGGAGCACUUCAGUUAUUAGAUAAUGGGCUUUUAUAGAAUUUGCUGUCACACAAAGGCAAAAAAAAAUCCCCAAGUUCAAAAAUAGGUCAAACUUCAAAAUGCUGAAAUCUGAUGUGUUUCUUCUGUUGUUUUUUGUUUUGUUUACUUUGCUGCGCAUACUGUAUAUGUGCAUAAAAAAACAGAACAGAAUGUCCUUUGAAAACACCAAAUCACUGAGCUUGAGAUUAUUGAUUUGCUCUUUUAAAAGUGGACAGAAAACGACAUUUUAAAAAGAUGACACAAUGUACUGCUUCAAUAAAUUCACAUUAGACUAUUGG